Molecule: messenger RNA, 789 nt
Organism: Drosophila hydei
Lineage: Eukaryota; Metazoa; Arthropoda; Insecta; Diptera; Drosophilidae
Gene: Osi19
Exons: 4
Coding region: 1-789 (262 amino acids)
Source: RefSeq, a predicted model, not a curated record
AUGGCCAAAUUGCUCCUUCUGGUUGUGGGCAUUACAGCCCUGGCAGCAGCCGCACAGGGCGCCACAGCGCCUCAAAUGCAGCGCCUGAUAGCCGAGGAGCAGAGCAAAUGCGCCAGCGGCCAAGACUCCAUGGCGUGCAUUAAAGAGCGCGCCAUGCGCUUCGUGGACAAUGUGUUGAGCCAAGACAGCUUCAAGCUGUCCAAUUUGGAGGUGCGCACAAAUGGCCAGAAGGUGGCUCCGAUCAGCGAGGCACGCGCCAGCACUAGCGACGGCUUCCUGGAUGCCAUUGAGAACUAUAUGAGCGGCCAUGAUGUCAGCCUUAAUCUGCCCUUGGCCGAUGCCAAGAUCACCGUCUCGGCACGCAAUCUGGCCAACGACGAGCUGAGCUUGAAUCUGCAGCUGAAUAAUGACGAUGCUACCGAUAUCGAAGCCAGGGGUAAGAAGGGCAACAUCUUCAAGAAGGGCAAGAAACAUCGUCUACGCAAGCUGGCCAUGCCCAUUCUGGUGCUCAUUCUGCUGAAGGCCAUCACCGUGAUACCCAUGGCAAUUGGCAUACUGAAGAUCAAGGCAUUCAAUGCGCUCGCCCUCGGCUUCUUCUCCUUCAUUGUCUCGGUUGGUUUGGCCAUUUUCCAAUUGUGCAAAAAGAUUGCGCAUGAUCAUCAUCAUACCGCCCACAUCACCGCCCACGGACCGUGGGACGGUCGCAGCUUUGGCGCCGCGCUGCCCGCCUCCGUUGUGGAGCAGCCCCAGCAGCUGGCCCAGGAGCUGGCCUACCAGGCCCAUGUCUAA